AUGGAGGAUAGUGUCGUAAAGGUUGGAGGACGGUUGAGCAAUGCAUCUAUGCCAGGGAAAGCAAAGUAUCAUGUGAUCCUGCCAAAGAACAGUCUCGUUUCUCGGUUGAUACUCGAGGAUAUCCAUAGGAACUUGAUGCAUAGUGGUAGAAACCAUAUGAUUGCUAAGCUCAGGCAGAGGUAUUGGAUCGUUAACGCAAACUCCGCCGCUAGAAAGGGCUAUUCACAUCGAGAUGGCCGCAGUUUGGAUACCGAGUCUUGCAUCAACGCGAUCCGGAGGUUCAUCGCUCGUAGAGGUCAGGUCGUAAAGCUGCGCUCAGACAACAGAACGAACUUUGUUGCAACUGAAAAGGAGCUUAAGUUAGCGUUUCGCAGUAUCGAUCAGGAUAGGAUCCAGCAGAUGUUGGCCAAGCGAGGCAUUGAUUGGGAGUUCAGCACCCCUUCCGCUCCACACCAAGGGGGUGUUUGGGAACGUCAAAUUCAAACCGUAAAGAGGAAACUAAAAGUUGUGUUUAAGGAGCAGUGCUUGAACGACGAGGGCCUGUGCACGUUGCUUUGUGAGGUCGAGGCUGUGGUUAACGAUAGACCACUCACUAGAGCAUCUGACGACCCCAACGAUUUGGACGUUCUUACUCCAAAUGACCUGUUGCUGCUCAAGAAGCAACCGUUCAUGCCUGUGGGAACAUUUGAUAGGGACGACCUAUACGCUAGGCGCAGAUGGAUACAAGUGCAGUUUCUUGCGGAAUUGUUUUGGAAAAGAUGGCUUCAGGAAUAUCUCCCCCUUCUCCAGACAAGGCAGAAAAGGCUUGCUCCCAGGAGGAACAUUGUUCCUGGUGACAUUUGUUUGGUCGUUGAUCAGAAUUCUCCAAGAGGAGUCUGGCAGUUAGCCAGUGGUGGAGACUUACCCGGACAAGAGAGGAUACGUCAGACGAGUAAAGUUGCAGACAGCAAGUCGAUCGAUUCUGGAGCGGCAAGUGCAGAAGCUGUGCCUUCUGUACGAGAUGGACAAUCCACAGAGGGACUAGGUCACUACAACAUACACGUUGUUGUGAAUCGUGCGCUUCUUCAAUGUUGA
This is a messenger RNA of Lineus longissimus, 1074 nucleotides long. RefSeq lists its product as uncharacterized. The record is from RefSeq and is a predicted model, not a curated record. Gene Ontology annotation, biological process: DNA integration. The transcript is spliced from 2 exons. Lineage: Eukaryota; Metazoa; Nemertea; Pilidiophora; Heteronemertea; Lineidae. Bases 1 to 1074 code for a protein of 357 amino acids. Gene Ontology annotation, molecular function: nucleic acid binding.